AUGCUGAUUGAUAAUUUGCUCAAAUGCCAAUUACCAAAAGCAUCAGAAGAUGAAUAUUUGAAGAAGUGUUCUCGUCCUUUAUUCCUAAUAGAGCAAGGUGUCCCAAAUACUGAUAGUUCAAUCUCUGUUAAUGGCACUCCUUAUGAAUUAGCAGACAAAUUAUCAAUUAUUAUCAAGCAAAACUCAACGAGCGAAUCAAUACGAAUUGAAAAAGAGCUUUCUUUCAUUUUAAAGUUGCCAGAUGAAUUAAUUUCUUUUAAAGAUUUUAAAUUAUCAACAAUAGAAAAGAUUACAUUAAAUCUGGCUGCUAUAUUACAUGAUACUAAGAAUGAAGAAAAAAUUAAAAUAUUAGAAAUCUUAAUUCCUUUAUAUCUUAGGUGCAAUUUUACAGAUUUAAAUUCAGAACCAGUCAUGUAUUUAAUUAAUGAACUUAAAAAUCACGUGAAUGCAAAGCAAUACUUCGCGGCAAUACAAAUCCGACUAUUAAUCGCUCAACUCAAGUUAAAUUGCAAAAAUAAUUAUCCGGUUUCAGGAAUUAUUCCAGAAAUAUGCAAUUCAAUGUAUAAUAUCUCAAUAUCAAAGAAAUGCAAAGUCAUUAUACCUUUUUUAGCCAAAGAUUUCGUACUUUCUAUCAAAGAAAUUUACAAUUAUUAUUUUUCAGGGAAAUCCGUUGAAAAAAAUUGCGAGCGAGCAGCCUUACUUAUGUACAUACCAUACGCUAUCAUGAUGAUGGCCGCCAUUUAUCCUCCAGCGUUAUAUUUAAUAGAAUGGAAUUCCAUUCUCCAAAGAUUCUACAAGGAUUCGUUUGAAACAGUCGAUACCAUCCCAAUAUUCGAAUUCUGUCGUCAAUUUCCCGAAAAAUGCAAGAUUUCCUACUUAUGCGCCAAUGCAACUGCAAUUAUGGCCUCAAUCUCUAUUUUAAGCGAAAAAUCAGAGGAAGGACUACAUUUUAUUCACAAGUUGGCCACAUCCAGCAUGUUAGGACAACAAUCCGUCGCACUUUCCUUUUUAAUAAUCUCGAAAUACAAUUUUUUCCAUGAUUUAUUCAUUUUUUACAAAGAAGAGUUCGACAGUCAUAUCGGAAUUUAUCAGGAUAUUGUUGCAGACAUACUCAAUGACAAUCUGAUGCUUUAUAUCCAUAAAUUAGAAGCUUCUUACGAAUUAUCAAAAAUAUCUUUAUUCGAUUUUGACGAUAAACUCAAACCGAUCAUCGAAAGCACCAUGUAUUUCAAUACAUUUGAUGAUACCUGUAGCUGUUCUAUUAGUAAUCUCGCCAGAUCUCUUGAUUCAAUAAUUCUCAAAUUAGAUUCAGAGACGUUGAUGAAAUUACGGGAUGAACCAUCAUUUUUCUCCAAGGUACAGUCAUAUAUGGUCAAGGUUAUGUCAUCCGGACGUUGUUUGAUUGAAAUACGAGAUGCAAUUCCUUUUGCUCACCUUUGUGCAUCGUAUAUGCAGCUGAUUGAUAAACUUAAGAUCGAGAAAAUGGCUUGUGUUAAGCUGGUAUCAACAGUUUUCGUGAUUUCUCUGUUUGAUUAUUUGAUAUCUUGUUUUAACCCGCUUUCUCAAAUACAUGAUGGGAAAAACCAUUUUAAUUCAUUCAAUUCCCUCAUGUACUUGGAAAUUUUGAGAUUUUGUGAGCCGUUUAAAGCCAAAAAAGAUGAUUUCUUCUUCCAAACGUUAUUUGCAACAGUUGUUGAAGAGCAUCCUUCAUUUAGAUACGCAGCUAUAGUAAUGCUCCAGAUAACUCUUUCCUAUAAUGAUACGUCUAUCUCCCUCUACGAUUGGAAAGAUUUUUCUCCAUAUGAAAUCGCUUUGGAUUUUAUAAAAAGUGACAAUCCAAUCGUUCAUAACAAAGCUAUUGAAUGCCUUACGAUAUUUAUAAGGCAUUUGCAUGAAUCGCUUGUUACACACAUGUUCGACAGUAUUAUUGAGAUGUUGGCCAAAAAAUGCGAUUAUUCAGAAAAAAUUUUGGCGGCAUUAAGCAAAAUGAUAACAGAGAACCCCAGGUUGAAGCUACUAAUACUACUUGUUGAUAAGAAAGCCGAAUUGGCCAGAAAUGUCUUGAAUUAUACGAAAAUUGCCUUUAAAGAUCCAAAAGAUCAGCGACCUUUGUUUGCUGUUGAUAUUCUUUACGCGCUUUGCUCAUAUUCAAUCGCCCCUGAGAAGAGGAUAGACAAAGAUCGAAGAAUUAAACGAAAUACACUUGAUCAUCAGACAACUGCAGAUAUAAUUGCAGAAUUCAUGAAUAUAUUGGAUUCAGAUAUAUCAAAUCCACAAUUCUACCUUAAAGUAGCACGAUCUGUUUGCAAACUUGCAGAUAAUAAAGGAAUUUUGACAGAAAUCGCUCGACAUCCAUUGAAUGUUACAUUUCAGAAACUUAGAACACAAGCACCUACAUAUCUCAAAGAGAUUCUGAUUGAAUUGUGCUUGAUCAAAGAUUUGAUUCAAUUUAAUCAGAAAAAUGCAUUUCCAAACUUGCUGAAUGACAUGAAUCCGGAAAUAUUGAGAUGUGUCAUUGAUUCUCCAGAUAUUCCUAAGUUGCAGCAUGUUUAUUUCGAACCAGAACAAAAUUUAGACAAAUUUUUCAGGUCAGAAAAAAUCAACAUUUACCAGGAAAUUGACCACUUGAGACAGAUGAGUUUGCCGCCUAGAGCUUCACAGUUCUUGGACAUCGAAGCAAUUUCUGCUGAAACGUUCUAUAAUUCUUCAAUUAACGCGAUAAAUCAAUAA
Trichomonas vaginalis G3 is the source of this 2730-nucleotide messenger RNA. RefSeq lists its product as uncharacterized. The coding region runs from base 1 to 2730 and encodes 909 amino acids. The transcript has a single exon. Lineage: Eukaryota; Parabasalia; Trichomonadida; Trichomonadidae. The record is from RefSeq and is a predicted model, not a curated record.